Molecule: messenger RNA, 4011 nt
Organism: Notolabrus celidotus (New Zealand spotty)
Lineage: Eukaryota; Metazoa; Chordata; Actinopteri; Labriformes; Labridae
Gene: wdr95
Product: WD40 repeat domain 95
Exons: 29
Coding region: 216-3197 (993 amino acids)
Molecular function (GO): protein binding
Source: RefSeq, a predicted model, not a curated record
AAUCUUGUCUGAGGUGUUGUCUCAGUUUUCACUCUUGGUUUCUUAGUUACAGAGGGGCCCCCUCACCGCUCAGGUGUAACCUUAGAGUAAGUGUCAGGUAGACUUCUGUGAGAUCUGCCUGAUUAACAUCUGUUAGGAGGUCUGACUGAGUAGAUGUGCUUCAAUAAAGUCUGAUUUAACGUCACUUUAACCUUUGAAAAACAACCUCGACCAGGAUGCCACUGGGGAAAAAGAUUCGCUCUACCUCAGCUUCAGGAAGAUUACAAACUCAACAUGUGACCAGCAUCCUCGCUGAACUGGGGAGGAAAGAGGAGAGGACAAGGAACCCCUCAGGUAGUCGGGGCGAAAGAGUCACACAUGGCUUCUCAGCAAAGAGGCGAGCGGAUGUCAGCGAGGAAAGACAUGAGCAGCCUGAAUGGUUGACUCGAGAGCUGCUGAGACAGAACAGGAGACGACACUCUGUCACACUUGGAGAUAAGGCUGAAUUCCUAAGACAACAACACCGCAGUAUUGACCCAACUUGGGGAGUAUGCAGCCUUGAGAUUGAUGAAACAAUAUCACUCGACCACCUCCAGAACCUGAAACAAGCAUUUGAGGAGUUUGAAACCGGUGGCCUGAGAUCCGUUGAUGCGAAGAAUUUUAGACGUAUAGUGACAAAGUGUUUGCCUGAGACAAGCAAUGCACAGAUUCAAGGACUGUUCAAGAAGAUUGAUUAUUCAGGCCGAGGAAGGAUUUCAUGGGGUGAUGUCUGCUCAUACAUGCUGCAGGAGUACAAAGAGAAGCAGGAAACCAUCAGACGCAGCAAGCAGGUGGCUUUCACUCUGCCAGCCACCGUGAGGACGUCGUGUCACGGCAUUCCCAUCGUCAACAUCAGCUCCACCUGUGACGGCACCAUCGUCACAGUGAGAGAGGAUGGAAUGGUUUGCUUCUGGAGCCCUGAACUCAAACUGUUGCGGACCCGACACAUAUUUACUGAUGGCCCUGCUAACAGAAUGUCAAAGUGGGCGAGCGACUCCACCGUGAUGACAGAGUACAACAAGCUGAUGAUUGCUACGGGGGACAGAGAGAUCCAGCUUUAUGAGCUUUCCACUCUGAAUACCUGCUGUCAGAUCACCGCACUUGACACUGUGCCUCUAACGUUAGACUACAGCUACACUGGAGCUGAUAAAUGCUGCAUUGUGUAUGGAGACACUGAGGGAUGUGUGACAAUCAUUUUAUUAUCCUCUGUGGCAGAUACUCUCAGAAUAUGGAAUGAAUUCCCGAAGGUUGAAGAUGUGCCCAAUGUACCUUUAGACAUUGCAGUGCUUUCUCCAAAUGUGACCUUGGUCAGAUGGAAGGUUCAUCAGGACUGGGUAACACAGGCUAAAUAUUUUCAGAGUUUUCAUGCAGUUGUCUCCUCAUCCAACGAAGAUUCUUCAUCUCUCGUCAUAGGCUGCGUGCUGCCCCUAACAGACGCUGAGCAGCAGCUGAUCGAGAUCAAAGAAGCCUGCUAUGAAGGGAAGAUUAAGAAGGUCCAACCGAGCUGGACUCCACAGCAGCGAGCAUCAUGUGACCAGACAGUUUUUAGCAUCUACAAAGGUGUGAAGGCGUUUGACCUUUGUGGCAAGCACAGCCUGCUGGUCACCGGAGGCAUGGACAGACUCAUACGCAUGUGGAACCCUCACUUUUCAGGGAAGCCGACUGGGGUUUUGAAAGGCCACUCUGCCCCCAUCGUCUACCUCACCAUCUUUUCAGAGGAUGGUCAGAUCUUCUCUGUCUCCACAGACAACACUGUGAAGAUCUGGGAUAUUCAGGACCAGUGUUGUCUAUUCACAGCAGAGCAAAAAGCAAGCAGAAUUCAUGGUGACAUAUCUACAUGCUGGUAUUCCUCUGCUCUGAAAUCUCUCUACAUCACUGCAGACUGCAUGGCUGUGCUCUCCCUGAAGAGAAGGCCACGGCUUCACAGACGCCAGACUGUUUCACAUUAUGAGCCUGUUACGUGCUGCGGCUACAGCCAGGAGUUUCGUCAAGUAGUGAGCUGCUCUGAAGGAUCUGUUGUGAAGGUCUGGGAUUUCGACACAGGGCGACAGCUUUUUGAGUUUGGUGGGACAAAUGACCUGUCUGCAAUCACAUGUAUGACCUUUGACCCCAGAGGGAGGAGACUUGUAACAGGUGAAAGAAACGGUUGUUUAAAGAUCUGGAACUUCAAUAAUGGCCAGUGCUUAAAGACACUAAAAAAAGAUGGGGUCUGUAACGAGGUGUGUGACUGCGUCUUUCUGCAGCUCCACAGGAACUACUAUGUGAUGUCUGUCGGUCGGGACCGGAGGAUUGACAUUUACUCAGACACACCCGAGGACCACCAUCAUGUCCAGAAGCCGCAGCCCUCCUGGCAGGAUGAUCUGAAAAAUGGCCACAAAGACGACAUCCUCUGUGUUACCCAUUGCCCUCCAUCUCUUCUCGCCACCAGCAGCUACAAUGGAGAGAUUAUAGUUUGGAACCUGGUUUCUGGACACAUACAAUGUCGGUUUGUCAGCCCUCUUUGUACAAAGCAGCAAAAUGAUGAAGGAUUGGACACAAGUGUUCCAAGCAUCAUUUUCCUUAAAAACCUCAAGUUACACAAUUUUUCCUCUGCUACAGCUCUCCUGUCAUCUGGGACGUUAGGUAACAUAAAUCUCUGGAGUGUUGUCAGUGGACAGAAAUUAGAAGGCACCUUAAAAGCUUCUAAAUUUCAACAAAAGAUUACAAAAAUGGCCAAAACAGAGGGGGAAACGUUGCUUUAUGCUGCAGAUCGGCUCGGUUACAUCUAUGUUUACGACAUGGAGAAGUACGUGACUGAGCUAAGAGCUGAAAACUUCUGGCGUGCUCACACCAGCAGAAUAACUGGACUGCAGAUUGUUGACAGUGAUCAAGUGGUGCUUACCUCAUCCACAGACCACACUGUGCGCCUGUGGAGUGCGCAUGGAGAAUUCAUAGGGACCUUUGGGCAGUCUGAGAGCUGGAGGGUCCACAUCCCCUCUUCCUGGAAGCAUCCUGCUGUCCCCUACGAGGUUCUGGUUGAUCCUCUCAGUACGCCACAUAAUGAUAUUCUGAAUACAAAAACAGGUCUUUCUGAUGCCAUCAAUCCUGACAACACUGACGCUCAUAGAGGGGAACUAAAGUCAGAGACUCACAGUAAGCCGAGACUUCCUCCAACAUCCAUCAGUGACACCACUGAGUGAGGAAGAUUAAAAGCCUGCUGCACCCAGAGGAACACAAGAGUGGGUGGGUUAGAGCCAUUACAACAGCAAAGACUACUGUACAUAUGCAACGCAAGUCUUACACCAGACUGAGCUUAAAAAGUGACGGGUUUAUAUUUAGAGUUAGCAUGCCUUCUUUUGCAUUGCAGGCUGUGUUGUGAAGCUGUCAGCCAUACUAACGAGCUAUCGAACCACAGAGCUGUGAAAGCCUUUGAUACUGCAGAGCCACCAAGCCUGAGAGUAAGACCUGACCUCUCCCCCGCUGCUAUUGAUCCUUUCAUAAGCAGUACUGAGGAACAGGAGUCAACUGAAUAAAGGGAAACUGUAUUGAUCACAAUUUGGAAAGUGGGGCAUUGCAGUAUUAUAAACCAUGCAACAGAGCUGGGAAAAUGUUCAUAGAGGGAUUGAGAAUUUAGGCUAUACGUAAUCAUACUGAACUGGCUUUUCUAUUAACACACUAUCAGAAGUAAAACAGUGGAUGGACUUAAAUGCCAAAAUGUUACAAAUAAAAGACAUAAGAGCUCUCAAGAGGUUUCCACAAGUUCUGAAAACAAGUUCAAGCUGCUCAGAGAUUCACAGCUGUCCAGAACUCUCAAUGCUAUGAUGUGAAGUAACCAUAAGACAACAGCAGCAACGAUUACUUUUCCAUUUAUGACCAUGAAGAAGAGCACAGUGUCAUCAGGUUUCCUUGCUUUGAUAGGACCCACUUUAUUAACCCCAGAGGGGAAAUUCAUUUUAUUCACUUGCAUGCUGAAUCAUUCUACACACACAUAAGCUGAAAUAUACACACACACAC